GCGUCUCUGCUGGAGAUGAAGCGGGCCAGAGGUGAUGUUCCUGAUAUUCUUCCAGAACCAGAACCGGAACCAGAACCAACUAGUCAGGUGUCAGACUUUGAAAAAUCCUACAACUAUGUCUUAUCCAGACUGGCUGGUAUAGACCAGGCCAUCCACAAGCUUAACGUUGGUCAUUACACCCUGGAUGUUAAAGUCAGCCAGCUAAUCGACCGGAUCUCCAGGCUGGAUGCUAAAGUUGGAGAUUUGGAGGACAGCAUCCAGGAGGUCUACCAGCACAGCAAAGACAAUCGUAAGGAGAUUGGAAGACUGGAAGGCUGCCAGAAAGGACAAAAAUUGGGCUACAAAUGUUACCUAGUGUACAACAGUUUAGCUGACUAUGCCGGAGCAUCCAGGAAGUGCCUGGAACGUGGAGGACGUUUGGCGAUGCCCCGUGAUCGCAAGGAGCAGGAGGCCCUGGCGGACUACAUCAAGGACUUCUUCAAACCGGGGAACUGGCCCGUCUGGUUGGGCAUCAACGACCUGCGCUCUGAGGGUCUCUACCUCUUCGACGACGGCACACGGGUCUCGUACUUCCAAUGGCGUAAACACUUCCUGUCCAGUCAGCCGGACGGAGGAAAACGAGAAAACUGUGUUGCCAUGUCAUCAGACGAUGGGGACUGGUGGGACCAAUACUGUGACCGAACCAUGAACUAUGUGUGCGAGUUUGACGACAGGGUGGCACUUUGAGUGAAAAAAUUGUUGUUUUUACUGAUAAUGCCAGAACUUCAAAUCCGAAUGUGUCGCGAAAUAUGCUUGAAAGACAGGACUGUGCAAACAGACCCUCUAGUUAACAUGAACUGUACCGACUGAGUCAAGAGGAGACCAUAUGCAUCAUUUUGUAUGAAUAUGGAUCUAAAGAAAUUCACAAGAAAUUUAAAGUUAUUUGUUUUUUGUAGGAUCGUUCUACCCCCGAAAAAAGAAAUAAAAUGAAGCUUAAACUCAUGAGGAGAAACUUUGCACUGGGGUUAAAUUCAGUAAACAACUGUUUCAGCAUUAAACUUAAAAAAAACAACUUCUAAAUUUGUAAACAUAGUAUCAACUGAAAUGUAGAGGUCAAAUGCAAACAAUUCAGUUUGUGUUUUAAGGUUGUUGUUAAUAUGACUAAACUGCUGAAUAAAUUCAGGGAAUUCUAAACAUUGGAUGAGGAUUUCAAAACAAGGGUAAAAACUGAAAAACAGAGGAGCUUUGUGGGGAAUCAGCACAUACCGAACCCCUUCAAGAUCUCCAUCAGUGUGUACUUGGGCCUUAAAGGGAAUUAAGAAAAGCUCCUUCGGAAAGGAUCAUAAAUGUUUUAUAAACCCUGGUGCUGAGCGUGACUCCCACUAAAACUGCUGUAACUCACAUUCUUCUGUCCGGAGUAUUUCAAAGCCUCAGGUCAACUUCUACCUUCCUUUCAGCCAGCAGUUGUGAUUCAUAUUCAAUUAUCUCAAAAGCUAAUUAAUCAGCAAAACAAGAAAAUUAUUUUAAAAAAAAAGAAGUGAAAUGACAGCUUCCAUUUUUAUUCGUUUUCAUACAAUCUCUGAAACAAUGCAUCAGUUUUUUAUUUACUGUAAAUAAAAACUCUAAACUUUACUUAUAUGUUGGGUAUUGUUGUUUUACUGAUCUUUGUAUAUUUGAACUCCUGGGCUUUAAUCGUUUUAAUCAUUUUCUCUCAUUAGCUAGGUCAUUUGUUUUAGUAGCUGUAGUUUUGUGAUGCUUUAUUUUUCAAUAAUAAAGUCAAACAACCAUGGAAACUAACAAUGUCUCU
Cyprinodon tularosa is the source of this 1786-nucleotide messenger RNA. It is a transcript of the gene clec11a, whose product is annotated as C-type lectin domain containing 11A. The coding region runs from base 16 to 726 and encodes 236 amino acids. The record is from RefSeq and is a predicted model, not a curated record. Lineage: Eukaryota; Metazoa; Chordata; Actinopteri; Cyprinodontiformes; Cyprinodontidae. The transcript has 4 exons.